CGAAAGGAAACCAGCGACGGGUAUCCCUUGCCUGUUCCUUGGUUGGUGGGUCCACUGUUGUAUUGUGUGAUGAACCCUCCUCUGGCCUAGAUCCAGUCGGAAAACAGCAGGUAAUGGAGCUACUCCAAAAUGAGAAGAAAGGUCGGACUAUCGUGUUAGCCACCAAGGAUUUGGACGAGGGGCAAAUGCUGGGCGACCGCAUUUUCAUCCUCUCCGAAGGCCAUGUCUGCAGCCAGGGUUCAAUGGAGAGCAUUAAAAUGAAUAAUUAUGAAACAUACAAACUCUCCUGCCAAAAGGGACCGAACUGUCAGGACUCUAAGGUGACAGAUCUGGUGAAAAGCUAUGUCCAAACUGCGAAAGCCUUGAUCCAAGGAGCAUCCAUUAGCUAUACUAUUCGUGGUAAUUUCGUGGAUAAGUUCGUGGAAAUGCUUCGACAACUGGAGGAGCACAAAAAGAACCUCGAUAUUAUAAGCUUUAGUUGGCGAGAUGCCACAUUGGAGAAUGUCUUCAAAACCGAAGCUGGUCCCAGGAAGAAACGUGCUAGAGCAGGUGGCAACAUUCCAAAAAGAUCAACCGAAGACUUGGCGACCCAAACAGACUCACCGGAUCGUCAAACUCGAAGGGCUCAAAGGGCCCAGAGGGCUGCAGAAGCUGCCGCAGCGGCUGCAGAAGCGGAAAGACUUGCUAGAGAAGCGGCAGCACGAGAAGCUAGAGAAGGCCCCACUAGAGACCAGGGAACCGGAAGAGAAAGGGAAACAGGAAAAGAAAAGAAAGCCAGAGAAAAGGAAGCCAGAGACAGGGAAGCUAGAGAAAGGGAAGCUAGAGAAACGGAGGAAAGAGAAAGGCAAGCCAGAGAAAAGGAAGCUAGAGAUCGAGAAGACAGGGAAAGACAAGACAGAGAAAGGGCUGCCAGGGAAAAAAGAGAUAAAGAAACAGACGCCGCGGAAAGGAAACCACCACAAAAGCUCGAGGCAGACACCGAUCAUGAGGGCGAAUCCGACACAUCGGAACGGGAAUGGAGGACGAACCCCGAGGGCGGCAAAAGAAACCGGACAUGCUGCAAAGUAAUCGAGGCCAUGGUGAUGAAGAAGGCCCUCUACAUUUGGAGCCACAAAUUCAUGUUCCUGUUGAUCGUGAUCAUACCAAUAAUAUGGUUCUUGAUUGUGAAUUAUGUUGGGCCACCCAAUAAUAAGAAUCAACAUGGCACGGAUUUGGCCGAUUGGAUUCACAUAAGGUUGGAAAGCUUUCCAGAGGACGUGAUUGUAUUGCUGGAAGAUCCUAAUGGUCAUGAGGCAGAGGCGGUUGAGUAUGCGGACCAAGUCAAGAAACCCGCCGUGUUAGAGGAGAUCAAAUCAUCGGUUGAGAGCUAUUUAAUCACUUACAAACCACAUUUAAUGGAAAAACUGAAACGUCAAUAUGUGUGUGGUGCUAGUUUUGACGAAAAUUCUGGCGUCACCGCCUGGUACAACGAUCUUUCAUUUGAGCACUCGUCUGCGCUAUCUAUGGUUUUGAUAUACAGAGCUAUCCUUAAAGUAGUCAUUGGAAAACGUUUUGACAUUUCCCUCAUCAGAGGAAUUCUCAAGAAAUCUGCCAAAAAGUAUGCACGGACACAAUACCGUCAAAGUCUUAACCAAACGAGGCACCAGCGGGAUGUCUUUGAUAAUUUAGGAUUAAUUAUUCCAAGCAAAUCGGGCUUAAGAUCCGAGCAAGAUAUUUUUUUGGCUGAAGGACCAAAUUAUCCAGCUUUCAAACAACCCCAUAAGUUUGCACAAAGUGAAAUUUUAAGCGACUAUAAGUUGAAUGGCAAACGAUUAACUAUAACGAUUGCAGUCAGUGCCUAUAUAGCAUUGGUUCUAAGCAUAUUCAUUCUGUUCGUGGUGGAAGAACGAGUAAAAAAAUUACAAUUGCAACAGGAAAUUCAAGGCUUGGGAAAAUUUCAUUUUUGGUUCACACACUUUGUUUGGGACUUCCUAGUACUCUGCCUUUGUAUGACUCUUUCAGCCCUGGCCCUAGACUACAUAACCCAUUUUGUCCAAAUACUUAUUAUCCUUAUAAUGAUUGGAUUUGCCUGCCUGCCCUUCACCUACGUAUUGAGUUUGAUAUUCAAGUCACCAGAAGCAGCACUAGUAGGUGCUUUCUUCAUCCACCUGUUUACUGGUGGCAUAUUAUUCGCAUUUAUAUACGUAGUCACUGCUCUUUUGAAUAACAGCUUGUACCUGGUGAUUUUCCCCACAUUAAUAGGUUGCUUCGGUAUAUUUAAGGCUAUUUAUGGACAUAAGUAUUGCGAAACCCAGGCGGCGAGUGCUUCACUUAAAUGCGGAUUUGGACGAAUUCAUCCAAGGUGUGGAUGCGAUGGUAGCAUUGCAUUUGUGGCCUGAGAUUUGGUGGCUAUUGGCUCACGGCAUAUUCUGGUUUCU
Molecule: messenger RNA, 2417 nt
Organism: Drosophila bipectinata
Lineage: Eukaryota; Metazoa; Arthropoda; Insecta; Diptera; Drosophilidae
Product: phospholipid-transporting ATPase ABCA3
Biological process (GO): transmembrane transport; lipid transport
Cellular component (GO): intracellular membrane-bounded organelle; membrane
Molecular function (GO): ABC-type transporter activity; ATP binding; lipid carrier activity
Source: RefSeq, a predicted model, not a curated record